AUGAUCCACUUGGACAUUGAUGCAGCUCGAAAACGGUUCAAGGACCGCACUCUCAAUACACGCAAUAUUGACUUCUCCGACUCAAUCGCUAAAAGGCGAGGGAAAUCGUAUGGAAGUUCAAUGUACGUGCUAGAAGUCGUGGGUAAAGAUUAUAGCGAGCCUGAAACUACUGAGCAGAAAUUCAAUAGAAUAGCAUGCGAAAUCGAUGAGUUAGCACAACAGCUGCAGGUUUCACACGUUUUGAACAGUGUUCUUUUUUAUGCGUUAAAAAUACUUCAUGUUCAGGAGGACUCGGCUAAGACUACGCCUAUGGUGAAUGAAUCUUCGCUUGCUGCAUUAGCUGAAGAACUCAAGGGCGUGAAAGUAUCGAAGGUCUCUGGUGGUGCACCGGUUUCUAAGGAGAAGGAAACUCCAGCGAAAUCGGACAAGUCUGCCGACGGCAAGGUACAUACAAUGCUUACUUUUUUCAACCUCUUGUAUAUCGGACAUUUUUGA
Molecule: messenger RNA, 495 nt
Organism: Ostertagia ostertagi
Lineage: Eukaryota; Metazoa; Nematoda; Chromadorea; Rhabditida; Trichostrongylidae
Source: the annotation of a GenBank genome assembly